Seminavis robusta is the source of this 3228-nucleotide messenger RNA. The record is from the annotation of a GenBank genome assembly. Lineage: Eukaryota; Bacillariophyta; Bacillariophyceae; Naviculales; Naviculaceae.
AUGUCAAAUAACGUCAGUAACAAACGACCUGGCGGUGGUGAUCAGCCUAUGGAAGAAGAAGGAUCACAAAACUCGGGCGGAUCACGGCAUUCGGGCUCGCAGUAUUCCAGAAGCUACAGUGGCAGUGGUUCGUACCGAAGUGGAUCUUAUCAAUCCAGAGGCAGUGGAUCGUUUAAUUCCAGACAUGAUGGAUCCUUGCGGUCGCAGGGAAGUGGAUCCUUGCGGUCACAGGGGAGUGGAUCGUAUCAUUCCGGGGGAUCUUAUCAAUCUCAAGGCAGCAAGUCGUAUCAAUCACAGGGGAGCUAUCGAUCCGAGGGGAGCUAUCGAUCAGAGGGAAGUAGAUCCUUCCAGUCCAGGGGAAGUGGCUCGUAUGGAUCAAAAGGGAGUCAAUCAUACCGAUCCAGGGAUUCUUACUCGAGGCGGUCCAGCGAUAGUCGCAGGGGCAUGGAACAGCACGAGGGUGAAGCCAAUCAAGGAUCAUUCCGGUCGCAACGUUCCGAUGCAUCCGAACAAAGCCUGACACUGGAAGACGCAUUCUCCCAUGCAGGAUCCAGUGCGUCCUAUCAUUCAUCCGAAGGAAGUUACUCUGACGAGGAAGGCUCCUACUACUCUCGAUCCGAUAGAAGUGCAUACUCCGACGAACGAUCGUAUCAUUCUGGCUCGUAUUCUCGUCGCUCCGGUAGCAUGUCACGCGGAUCGGGAAGUUACAGAUCCCAAUAUAGUGACGAGCAAUCCUACCGGUCGCAGAGAUCCCAACGUUCCCAUUCAUCGAGAGACAACGGAAGCAACCAAGACCAUUCUCUCAGAUCCUUUGAUGACAAAGCUGAUGAUGAGUCCAUAAGAUCAGGAUCCAAGAGCUACUACUCUGAUGGAUCACGCUCCCAUUACAGUCAAGGUGACAGGUCAAUAAGGAGUGGGUCAAUUGGCAGCAGGAGCCAACACUCUGGCAGUGACAGGGGUGCUUCUCCCAGUGCCGCUGAGGCUGUUGUGGAGGGAGUGGCAGACGUGGUGGCUGACCAGCUGGAACUUGACCAACAAAGCAAUAGAUCCCCUGGUGAUGGCUCAGUAAGGUCUGGCUCCAAGAGCUACUACUCUGAUGGAUCACGCUCCCGAAGCUACUUUUCUGGAUCUCAGUCUCAGUACUCUCAGGGUGGCUCAAUCGAGUCUGGCUCUGUGGGCAGUCGCAGCCAUUUGUCAGGCAGUGACAGGGGUGCUUCCCCAGGUGCAGCAGAGGCUGUUGUGGAGGGUGUUGCCAAGGUGGUGGCUGACAAGCUGGAUGGAGACCAAGGAAGUGUUCUUUCGCCAAAUGAUGACUCUUUCCGAUCUGGAGACAGAAGCUACUUUUCUGGAUCUCAGUCUCAGUACUCUCAGGGUGGCUCAAUCGAGUCUGGCUCUGUGGGCUCUAUAGGUAGCGGAAGCCAGCUUUCUGGCAGUGAGGACGAUGCUCCCAAGAUUGCUAAUCAGUUGGAUGAUGCUGUGCCUGAAGCUAGGGUUUUUCAAAAACCUUUGUCCUUGGAGGUAUCUGCUUCUGUAGGUAAAAAACCAUCUGCGUCGAAAAGAGCGCAAGGUAGUGGAGGACGGCCACGGGAUAUUCCUGAUCCUGCGAAUGACGGAGACCAUUCUGGUCAUCUUUGGCAGCAAAUUAGUGCUUUGCAGGAUGCUUUGAAAGAUAAGGAUCAUGAGCUGAAAUUGGUCAAUGACAAACUUGCGCGUGUUGGCCCCGAAAAGCAAGUCUUGGAAGUGGAGUUGGCGCAGACGAAAAAGCAGGUGAAAGAGCUCUCAGGUGCAAAAAAGAAUCUGGAGGCCUCUUUGAUUGAAGCUAAGGCUGAUUUAAAGCUUAGCCAGAAGGAUGUCGAGAUAGCAAGUCAGAAGUUGUCGCAGCUUGAGAAAGCAGAAUCAGGUUCUUCGUCAUCAAGAAAAGAUCUUGAAGCUGCCCUGAUUGAUGCAAAGGCUGACAUCAUAGUACACAAGAAGGAACUCGCGAAUGCAAAUGCCAAGCUAGCUGCAUUGGAGAAGGAGAAGUCAGAAAUCUCUGCUCGGAAAAGUGCCAAGGACGAUGCCGAAAAGGAAGCACUUCGAAAGUCAGUGAAGGAUGCAGAAGACAAACUCCGAAGGGUUUCUGCAGAGCUUGCUGAGGCACGAGAAACCUCCACGAACCUCACUCAAGAGAACAGCCUUUUGUCGCAGCAAACAACCACGCUAGAGAGAAGACUUGAAAAUCUUGCUGCAGCACAAGCCAACAGCACGAAUAAUAACACACGGGACUGGCGAAAGAGUUUAGACCGCAAGACUCUGGAGGCAAUGGCCAUCGAAUCGGAUGCCAGGUUGGUGGACUACGAGGAGAGAAUCGUCGAGCAGGACUUGCAGAUCACUGAACUGACGAAGCAAAACAAGGUGCUCACUCAAAAGAUGAACAAUUUCAAGAAAGUUGCUGAAAAAAACUUCAAUACAGUGAGUGAGGCGAAGGUGCUUUUGCGUAAAUACAAGGAAGAACGCAAGAAGCAGUUGGAACUGAAGGCGAACCUCAUGAGCUCCUUGAAAGAGCACAAGAUCAAAGUGAAAAUUGCAGAGAGGGACAUGCCAAAGCUCAAGGAGGCUGUCGGCUUGCGCAAUGCCAAGAUUGCAGAAUUACAAGCACAACUAAAGGCAAUCAACAAAAAUCACGAGACUGUGAAGGAGUCACUGGCGAAGACUGAGGAAGAGAGUAAAAGGCUGGAAUCUACAAACAAAACGUUGGAGAAGUCACUACAGGAUGCCAGAACGGAGCUUCAGGCGGCCAGCAGCAAAAAGCCUUCUUCGGAGGAUUCCAGUGAGUUACAGGCUCGAAUUGUUGACCUGGAAGAUGACCUUGAUGUAGUUUUGGAGGAGCUGGAAGAGGCACGAGGGGCAACAAAGCCAAUGGAGGAAUCGUUGAGCCAGAAAGAAGAUGAGAUUCGGCGUCUCAAUGACCUGAUUGAAGAUCUCGAGACGAACUCAGGUCCAAGCAGCGGCAAGGGCAAUGACAAACAGCUAAAGUCCGAGAAUGAUCGGUUAGUCCACAAAGUGAAACAGCUUGAGCGAGAAACGGCGCAAUUGGAGAAAGAUCGCAAGGCUGCUGUGAUGUCGAAGGAUCUGUACGAGGGAUUUUGGAAAGAUGCACAACAAAAGCUCAUCGCGGAACGGAACAAGAAGCCAAAAAAGAAGAAGAAGGAAACGAAGCAAGUCAAGAAGCCCAAGCGGAGAGCUUAG